Xenopus tropicalis (tropical clawed frog) is the source of this 4511-nucleotide messenger RNA. It is a transcript of the gene igdcc3, whose product is annotated as immunoglobulin superfamily, DCC subclass, member 3. The record is from RefSeq and is a predicted model, not a curated record. The transcript is spliced from 14 exons. Bases 609 to 2903 code for a protein of 764 amino acids. Lineage: Eukaryota; Metazoa; Chordata; Amphibia; Anura; Pipidae.
AUGGAGUAAGACAACUCUAUGAAACCUUUUAAAUUCUCAACCAGAUCUAUUCCCCUGGUAUAUGGAUGAUAUGGAGAUUUUUAUUCUCAGAGAACUGACACUAAACAACUGAACUGGUACACAUUAAGAUCUUGUCAUGCAUCAUUUAAAAAGCAGCAAAAAUGCAGAGGUGAUCUGAGAAGGUUUAGAGUAGAGGAAGCGUGGGGGUCUCUGGUUGGCUCCUCCUAAAGAUCCACAUUCCCGCAGUUCAAAAGCAUUGGGGAUCACUUGCUUAAAAAGUGCACUGGCAGAAAGCACAAGCUGGAUCUUUUGUUCCCCAGAAAGGGCCUCAAGAGAACUGUGAUGAGAGGGAGGGGAGGGGGACCUGGGAGCUGCUGGUUCAGUGCACACACACUCACACACUCACACGGAUGGCUCUCUAGGAGCAAGGGGGAUGCUGGCAAUUUUUAAUGCAUGCUCAAGAUGAUGCAAACGUGUCCCCAAUUGUCCCAGUGAGGAGUGACUGAGCCCCCCUGGCUGUCUGGCUUUCUUUGUGCGUCUGCUCUCUUCGCUCUGCUCUUGCCUUACAGCAUUCGGCUGAUUUUUUGGAAGCACUACAAAGUGAACCUAUGGCUUGGGGAGGCUGUGCGUGGUCCUUGGGAUUUACAGUAGGACUGAUUACAUCUAUCCUGGGUUGCUGUUACUCAGUGGACUUGGUGUUUACAGUGGAGCCCAGUGAUGAAGUUGCUGUACCAGGACAGCCUUUGACUCUCUUCUGCUCAGCAGAUGGAGUGCAACCAAUCACCAUCAUAUGGAGGAAGAAUGGCUCUCCAAUUUGGAAUGAGGCCCAUGCACUCCCUUUGCCUAAUGGAACACUCUACAUUCCACUCUUUCACUCUGUGCAGGAAGAUGAACCCUCUGACCAGGGAGAGUAUGACUGUGUGGCACACAAUCGCUUUGGGUCAGUGGUGAGCCGCAAGGCUAGAGUACAGACAGCAGUCAUGUCUGAUUUCUACAUCUUCCCACAAGAUACAACUCUAGAAGAAGGCGGUGUAGCUAGAUUUCAGUGUCAAAUCCGUGGGCUACCAGAACCAGAAAUUGUGUGGGAACGUAAUGGGGAGAUGAUUGAUACCGAGAACCUCAGGUACACCCUACUGCCAACUGGUGUUCUACAGAUAACUGCAUUACGUUCUGAAGAUACUGGUACAUACCGAUGUGUGGCGACCAAUGCAGCAGGAGUCAAGUACAGCCCUUCCGCUACACUGAUAGUCACAGAUUCCCAUUCCACUGGUUACAAAGACCCAAUGAUCCUGGUUGGCCCUGAGAACCUCACUAAGACAGUUCACCAAACAGCAAUCCUUGAGUGUAUGGCCACGGGUAACCCCCGACCUAUUGUUUCCUGGAGCCGACUUGAUGGACGCCCAAUUGGUGUGGAAGGUAUACAGGUGGUAGGCAAUGGGAACCUCAUGAUUUCAGACUUGACCGUGCAUCACUCAGGUGUCUAUGUGUGUGCGGCCAACAAACCUGGAACUAGAGUGCGUCGGACAGCACAAGGGAGACUGGUGGUGCAAGCUCCAGCUGAAUUUGUACAACACCCACAGUCAAUAACUCGGCCUGUUGGUACCACUGCCAUUUUUACUUGUUUGGCACAGGGUGAGCCACCCCCUCAGAUCACUUGGUUGAAGAAUGGCCAGGAAUUGGAACCCAGUGGACACAUCAAGUUAAAGAACAACAACAGCUCUCUGACCAUCUCUGGGAUAAGUCAAGAGGAUGAGGCUAUCUACCAGUGUGUAGCAAAGAACAGUGCUGGUUCCAGCCAAGCUAGUGCCCGCCUGUCUGUGCUCUGGGCAGAGGGAUUGCCAGGCCCACCCCAAGACAUCAGAGCCACUACUGCCUCCUCCACUUCCAUUCAUGUGUCCUGGAGCAAACCACUGGAGAACACAAGGGAAAUCAUUGGCUAUGUGGUGCACAUCCGGAAAACUGCUGACCCUAUUCAAAUGGAAUAUCAAGAGGCAGUGAGCAAGGACACAUUCCAGCAACUGGUGACAGACCUUGAACCUUCUACUACUUAUAGCUUUUACAUAAAAGCAUACACCUCCAGAGGUGCCAGCAAAGCAUCAGCUAAUGUACAGCAGAGCACUCUGGGAGAAGUUCCUGCUGUUCCAUCUUUGUACAUUAAGGUCUUGAACAGUACAGCCAUCCAGGCUGCAUGGGAACCAUCAAUAAAACUGGGCCAGAAUGAGGGCUUCAAAUUGUAUUACCGUAAGGUACCAACACCAGAUUACACUGGCCCCAUGCUCCUGCCCAGCAAUGUAACAGCUUAUAACAUCUCUAGGCUUGACCCCUUGGUGGUUUAUGAAGUGAAGCUCCUGGCCUUCAACCAACAUGGAGAUGGAAAUUCUACUGUACGUUUUGUGUCUUUAAAGGAAGCAUCGGCACGGGCAGUAUUGAACCCAUCCUGUAACUGUGUGAGUGACGAGCAAAGGCCCAAAUCCUCUACUACUGGUAUCAUCAUCGGUAUCCACAUUGGAGUCACCUGCAUUAUCUUCUGUGUGAUCUUCCUAAUAUUUGGGUAUCGUGGGAGGCUUAUGAAGUGUAAAUCAGUGCAAGAACAACGCUCUGUCCCACAGCCAACCAGCGCUGGAAGUGGAAGGACUAUGGAAGGAGCCAGUCAAAAUGGGACUCUUCUGAGGGGUAAUGAGGCACCAGGUUCUAAAGACAAAGUAAGCGAUCUUAAUGAGAUGGAACAUCUCUUUCCUCAUACAUCUCCACACCAAGAUGGCAGCACUUUGUGUCCCCCAGUUAGCCCACCCACUGUGGAUAAGACACUGGUUUCCACAAUCACGCCGGAUGAAGUCCACUUUUCUGAGGAAGACCCUCCAGGACCCCAUACUCCAAACCUUCCGCCAAUAAAAAGAGACUGAUCCCGUUUGACUUCCCUCUGAACUCACUCAAAAUCCUUGCUGCUUUAGCCAGCCUGGUCUGGCAGAGCUUUUUACUCAAUCUCAGGUCUCCAUUUUCUAAACCCAGCAGCCCCUGGCAUCUUUUUGAUAGAGUUUUGUACUUUUUUUUCUAUGUGAGAACUUAGCACUUAUGGACUGUUGUUCUUAAAGAGACAUUAAGCAGCCGUUUUUUUCCACAACCACCACAUAUAAUUCAACUGCUUUAAGCCCUUUGGCUGCAGGGCUGAAGGACUUUUUUGGGGAUGUUUUAUGUUGCGACUGAUUUAUAAUUACACAUAUUAGAGAUGAUUGUUGAGGCCACUGAGAUACUUCAGUAAGGUCUGCUGCUCUCUAAGCCUGGUCAGAGAUUCAUUUUGUAAUUCCUUGACUGUUAAGGAAGAGAAGAAUGAAGGAUAAAAAGAGUAACAUGAAGUCCGUACAGAGGUCAUUCUCCAAACCUACCUCAGCCGGGAUGAAUGUUUUCCAGUACGAUCUGCUUCUUUUUCCUGUCUCCCUAGUAGACGGCCAGUACAGACACCUGCCCUACAGUGGGCUUCUGGUAUUUAGCAUUUUUUUUUUUUGGCAUUCAAGGGAGAUUACAGCUAAAUAUUAGCGCAAAUUUGCCAGAAGGAUCCAUCUAAUGAAACAUAAGGAAUGCAAAAAUAAGGUAUUUUCAGCAUUGUACAGUGAGAGUGGAAAGUAGAGGUGAAACAAUCACCAACCCUUGAUAAUCUAACAAUGUGAAAUGUGUUUUUUUUGCACUGGAAAAUACAGAAUUGGUGCCAUUUUAUUGCCCGGUGUGUUGAGACACAUGCUUUCUGCUCCAUUUUCCUAAUCUAGUAGUAUAUAAGACCACAAAUGCCAGGAGAGUUUAAAGAUACACAAUGUACAUAUUUCCUUUAUUGUAUAAGGCUUUAUUGUAUAAGGUUUAUGGGUUUAUUUUAUAGUAGCAGCCUGUGCACAUCAUCCCACAUGAUGAACUGUACUAAACCAGAAAACGAAGUUUUGGACAUUGCAGCAGCUGGGACCGCUGACUUCAGCUCUUUCCCAAGCCUCUUUCCUUGAACUUACAGUUAUUCCAAGGGGUCUGGAGCUGCUGCAAACAAAGCCAUAGCAAGGCCACCUCACUCAAAUUUCCCAGUAGAAAAGUGAUGGCAGACUUAUGGCCAGACUAAGCCCAGUAUUACCUAAGCCAAAGUCAACCUGUUUUGCUAUUCCAUUUGCCUAGACUUGCCAUGCCAAUGCAAUACUGGUCUAGUAACCCAUAGCAACUAAUCAUAUACCACAUAUGCCAGUCAGCUGUUUGAUUAAAAACAAAUGACAACUGGUUGACUACACAUGGGCAAAAUUUGUGCAUGUUAAAUUUAUUACCUUGUUCGUUUGAGGCCUAAUUGUAACCCUUGUCCAUUUACAUAAAUGUAUUCAACAAAGCCAUGAAUUAUACAACUACACAAAAUAUAUGGUAUCUACAUUUUCAGCCUCCCGAUUUUCACAGUUGUCCUGGUUUUGAUAAAUGAGCAGGGUCGGACUGGGCUGCCGGGACACCGGGAAAAAUCCCAGUGGGCCCUGGCGGCCCAGACCCGACUUUUG